This is a messenger RNA of Opisthorchis viverrini, 438 nucleotides long. RefSeq lists its product as hypothetical. The transcript has 3 exons. The record is from RefSeq and is a predicted model, not a curated record. NCBI's taxonomy places the organism in Eukaryota, Metazoa, Platyhelminthes, Trematoda, Opisthorchiida, Opisthorchiidae. The coding region runs from base 1 to 438 and encodes 145 amino acids.
AUGCGAACCCAGAGUACCUCGUUUGCCUCCGGGGAGCUAGCCCUCGAAAACACAGCAAGGAGAACGGUCUACAUCAUACUACUGGAUAUUCACAGAAAGAUUGCCGCAAUCAGUGCGCCACCUCACAAGCUUGCUCACAAAGAUCGAAAAUUUUCGCAAACUGUAGGAUGUGAUGAAGUUUUCAACCACCUUAAGAAAGCACCAGCACCUAUCCUAAAAUACCCAGAUUUAUCGGAUGCUGAAGAAUUUGUCUUAAACACGGACAUAAACUUGAGCCUAACUACUGUAACACAACGUGAAAUGCUUGCUCUGGUGUACUUCUUUCAACACUUCCAGCCCUACCUGCUUGGCUGGCACUUCCUUGUCAGCACGGAACAUCACUUACUCCAGUGUUUGCAGAGUUACCAUGAUCCGUAUUGUCAAGUUUCACGCUGGUAG